Leptinotarsa decemlineata (Colorado potato beetle) is the source of this 2425-nucleotide messenger RNA. It is a transcript of the gene exu, whose product is annotated as maternal protein exuperantia. The record is from RefSeq and is a predicted model, not a curated record. NCBI's taxonomy places the organism in Eukaryota, Metazoa, Arthropoda, Insecta, Coleoptera, Chrysomelidae. Gene Ontology annotation, biological process: bicoid mRNA localization. Gene Ontology annotation, molecular function: RNA binding; protein homodimerization activity.
CGAUAUCCACACGUGCGAAAUGAUUUUUUUUCCACUACCAUAAGAAAGAAUAGCCAAUUUAUUGACUUUGAUUUGGUAUAGAAACGAGCCAUAGUGGACGUCGAUUUAGUUGCAAUUUUCUAGUCAUUUUUUUACUUGUAGCUGAAAGAGUUUCAACAUUGUGAUAUAGGCUAAAAUGGUACAAAACGACAAUUUAAAUUCCGGUGACGAGAACCCUGCGCUAGUCGAAGGGACCGAGAUCUUCAUACCCCCGGAAAACCCAGCGAAAGGCAUCCCCACCGGCAGAUACCGCUUGGUGGGAUGGGGCAUCGACACCACAGGUCGCCGACUCAUAGACGAGAUCGUUCAAAUCGCAGCCUACACUCCAGACUCCACCUUUUCGCAGUACAUCAUGCCCUUCGCGGAUCUCAAUCCCAUCUAUAGCCGUAGGCACGGUAUCCGGGUCGUUAAUACCAUCCGCUACAGGCGCCUGCGGGAUCUGAACACCCAGCAGUUUGUCAAGACUAAGAGCGAAAUCUCGGCGUUGAAUGACUUCUUGCAGUGGCUGGAGACGGUCAAGGGAGAUGACGUCGAUGGGGUUAUCCUCAUCUACUAUGAGCUGAGAAAAGCGUCGCCCGGUAUGCUCCUGGAGUCUCUCAGGAGGUAUCAGCUUGUUGACAGGUUUUCGAAAGUAGUGAAAGGGUUCGCCAACGGAUUCAACAUUGCUCAGGCCAAGUGCGCAAACACCACCAAAUCCUUUUACCUGCGCGUCAUGUCGAAAGUGUUACUGAACCGCGAAGACGAGCACUUCAACAGCGCCGUCGAUAGGGCGAAGGCUUCCUUCGACAUAACCACCCACCUCGCCCAGAGCGAGAGGGAGGAGCUGGAGGGAAAGCCGAGUGUAACGUGCACCGGCAAGGAGGAGCACGUCAUCGACUUUGUCUGCCCAUACACUAACCCGAUCUCUGCCGAAGAAGAUGAAAUUGCAGUAUUUAAGGUAUUGUUAGCGAGACAAAAUACAUUCCGGCCAGUAUUCGGUGCCUUAUUGAGAGCCAGCCGGUCAGAGAGGCAGCACGCCAGUCACCUGAGAAGGCUACUGGCAGAGAACAACAUCAACUAUGACAAGCUGAAACUGGCAUAUGAUUCUGGUGCCAAGGAGGGGCUCGAACAAGUCAUCAAAACCGAGGUCGCUAACGCCAAGGAGAAGGAUCUUGAAGAGCUCCUCGAGAUCCUCGACUGCUUCUUUGACCCCGAAAAGAAGGCGAUCCAGCCGAAGCAGCAGCAGCAACAGAGGAACUACCAGUACCGCCGAAGAAGCGCCGGCAAGUUCAACCGCAGCAAGAGCUCCGCUUCGGACAGCCAGAGCCCGAACGCUUCGGACAGCCAGAGUCCAAACGCUUCGACGGACAAUCCGACGACGGACGCCCCGACGGCGAGCAGCGACGCGACGACCCCGAGAAGCGAACAAGACCAACAACCGGCGGUAGUUGCCCCCGUCGCUGUUGAGUAAGUGCCUUGAGGUGGACAGCGAGAAAGAGAGGACGAAGAGGGAGGGAGGCAGCAAAACGGGUAGGUUGCGGGCUGAGGCGUCAUUCCAUGCCAAAUUAUAUUUAUUGGUCACUUUGGUACAAUUAGUCGGGGUUUAAAGACACUUUUUUUAAUCAAUGAUAAUUAUAUUUAAUUUUUAAUUUAAAAAUCAUUUGUAAACAUUUAAAUUGGUCUUUUUGUUUACUGAUUCGAUUGAAAAUACUUACCAGUCAUUGAGUGAAAUGGUAUAAAAUAAAUAAUGAAGAUUAAAUUACGAUAAAAAAUAACUUUUUGAAAUAGAAUUGUCUAGAGCAUGACAUAGCAUUACCGGUAGUAUGAAUUCUUUAAUUUGUAUAGAUAUUCUUCAGUUUUAGUUUGUCUUCUAAUCUAUUUUAGAAAUGAAGUUGUUUUGUUGCUAACAACAUUCUUUAACCUCUAAUCGGUAUGGAAAGAGUUCAACAAAUUUACACGUCAGUACAGAAAAAGAGUAAUGAAAUUGUAUCAAAAUGAAUUAACAAUUAUUUGAAGAAGCUUUUGAAAAUUCAACUUUGAGAGAAUUUGAGAUGUUGAAGUUUAAUAGGUACGUUGAUUUGAUAUGGAAUGGCCUCCGCUGAUGUCUUUUGCCGCGGCUCACUUCGUUUGCAGCGCCCUCUGUCGAUCGCGGGAUACUUAUCAUUAAUAGUUAGCUUUCUGUUUUUCUUCUAAUAUUUUUAUCACGUGCUGUCGACGGUUUUGACAUGGUUUAUUAUUUGUUGACGUACGUGCCAUUUCGGAUUUCUUUUUUUUUAUAUAUUUAUAAUGAUAUAGAUAUAUAUAUAUAUAUAUAUCGGUUAUGUUGAAUCGUGAUAGGUUUAUUUUUCUUAUGUUACAUAAUAUGAUGUUUAAUUUUGUGAUGAUUAUAGGUUUAUGUAUUUUGUAA